AUGACCUAUUAAUUGAUUUCAUCUGUCAUUUGAGGGUACAUUAGACUCAAAACUGAUAUACUAUUUAUGUGAUUACUAAAUGAGAUGGCAGUUAGUAUGAAUCAGCUGUUAAGUGACGCCAAGAAAUUGGUGACAAAACUUAAAGAAUAUGAUCACAAAACCGAUCAUUUGAUGUCCAAAAGUCAAACACUUAAUAAUGCCGUCGAAAACAUGAAACAAUAUCACGAAGAAGUACUACAAAUGAGUUCCCAAUCGACGUCCAGCCAAAGGAACUCCAUUAUAGUAACCAUUCAGAGAGAGAGCAAACAGUUACGUAAAUUAGAGACCGAGAACCGGGAGCUCAAGCUUGCUCUCGAAGAUUACCAAUGGGUUCUGGAGCUCAUUAUGAGUAAAUACAGACAACACACCAAUCAAUUGAUUAAAUUGGAAAAAGUUGAGACUCAAUGUCUUAACAAUCAAACUAAUAAUUCAAAUGAAGUAAUUACACGAUUAAUGAAUCAAAUCUGUGAAAUGGCUUCAGUUAUGAAUGAAUCGAUACUAAUGGAUGAUAAAAAUUCGCUCAAAGAACAGGAACUAAUCGCCAAACUAAAGACAGAAAAUAAAGCUCUUCGUGAGUUACUUCAAAUCGCAAGAGCUAACGGUUCCCUCAAUAAGAUAUCAAAUGAGAUGUCUUAGUCAUUCACUUUAUGUCCAUUUAUUGCCUGUAUAUUCAUAUAUAAAACUCAUCGU
Messenger RNA from Oppia nitens, 729 nucleotides. Its product is annotated as FGFR1 oncogene partner 2 homolog. Bases 85 to 675 code for a protein of 196 amino acids. The record is from RefSeq and is a predicted model, not a curated record. The transcript has 2 exons. NCBI's taxonomy places the organism in Eukaryota, Metazoa, Arthropoda, Arachnida, Sarcoptiformes, Oppiidae.